Cladocopium goreaui is the source of this 2377-nucleotide messenger RNA. NCBI's taxonomy places the organism in Eukaryota, Dinophyceae, Suessiales, Symbiodiniaceae. The record is from the annotation of a GenBank genome assembly.
AUGUCGAGUGCAACGCCAACACACCAAAGGGUGAUUGGCUGAAUUGUGCAGGAUCGAUGGCACCUCAUUUAGGCAACAACGGACAGUUGUCGCGCGACGAGCGGGUGCAGCUCUAUGGCAUCGAUUGCGAUGAUCAGGUGAUGUGGCAUGAAUGGACACCUGGCGUGGAAAGUGUCCAGGACCUCGUUCUGCAGAAUGUGGCUCUGGUGACGCAGAAGGUGAAGUUCAAGCUGCCGCCGACCAAAGAGUUUGAUAUGCCCUACCCAGAGCCCUUCAAGCUUGCGCCUGGAAUGAAAAAGGUCAUUCCAAUCAGCUUUCGGCCUUCCAAGUACGUUCCGCACGUGGAUAGAGUGCAGAUAGUCACCAAGGGAGGCAGCUUCUUUGUUAUCGUCAAGGCAGUGGUGAAGGACGUGGCUCUGUCCCUCCCACAUUUUUUGGAUUUUGGACUUUGUCCCACCAUGGAGCGUUCACAGCAGCAGAUCGAUGUCUACAACACUGGCACAUUGAAGGCAUCCAUGAAGUGGCAUGCCAGGCCUCCAUUUACAGUUCGAUGUCCGGCCCAAACAGUUGAAGUGGGCCAAUCAGUGCGAUGUGUUGUCGAAUUCGAGCCAAAGACUGCUUCCGUUUUUGAUGGCCUCAUUGCAUGCGAGGUAGCCAGUGCAGCUGCAAACGCCAUUGUUGAUGACGAUGGCGACGACAGCAGUGCAAGGGCUCCGGAGGUGAAGCCAUAUGCAUUGCAGUGCACUGGUGUUGGCAAGCUGCCUCAUUUAUGCGUCCCUGGUGGUCAAAUGCCACUUGUAGAGUUUGGAGCCGUCUCCCCUGGCAAGCGUGUGCCGCAGACCUUGGAGCUGCUCAACACCACUCCGGUCCGAGCUGUCUUCCGAGUGCGUGCCGUGCACGACAGCUCAGAGACGGCACCUUUGCCUCCAGCAGCCUUCUGGGUCAGCCCAGAAUCUGGAGUGGUGGAGCCAAACUGCAGCUUUACAAUGACCUUCUACUUCCAGUCUCACACCGUCAAAGAGCAUGCAUGUCAACGCUUCCAGAUAAGCACACCUGGUGGUACACCACUGGUUGUCACAUGCAAAGCAUUUUGCCAACCGAUUGGUGUAGUGAUGUCCGCGAGGUCAAUGAACUUUGGCGAAGUCCCAAGUGGGCGAGUCUUCUCCCGAACGCUGCAGCUUGAAAAUCACAGCGACCGACCAGCACCAUAUCAUUUUGUCAACAUGGACAACCAGAAAGGUGUGUUCUGGCUGGACCGGCCCAUGGGCAUCAUUCCUCCGGAUUCUUUCAUGGUGGUGACAGUCCUCUUUGGACCGAUGUCUCCAAUCAACUACCACAAAAAGGUUUCUUGUGUCAUCAAGGGUGCUUCAGCACCAUUGACCCUGGAUUUGCUGGGGUCUGCACAUAAUGAUAAGGUGCGGCCAGCCAGGUUGGAGCAGCAUCACAUCGACAUCUUCCGGAACAUGCAGCUCUCAGGGGUGCGGGAGCACCAGAUCGUGGAAAGCACUCCAGAGGGAACCUCCCUGGACGAUGAGCUUCCACAAGAAGAGCUGGACCCACAAGUUCCAGAGGUGCCGGUGAAACAGCUCUCGGCCACAGCUUCCUUUCUGGAACUGAUGUUACCAACAGACUCGAAGCUGAGGGAUAUCACCAUCAGCCCGGGAAAUAUGGAUUUUGGUCAAAAUUCCGUACUGUCCACCUCUGAGAAGCAGACGGUGACCAUCACCAAUCGCACUUCUCAAAAGGUGACGGUGAUCUGGAUGAUGGCAGGGGAGACGCGGAUUCCCUGCGUCCCCGAUGAGAAGUCCCUCUUCUCGGCUCGAAGCUCAUCCGACUCAACUGACUCAACCGGAGAAUUGCUGGAAGUGGUUGUGGCGCAAAAGAUCAACAGAACCUUUAGACUGGUGGAUUUGCAGAGGUUCACGCCGCCAUGGACAAUCACGUUGAGAGGGAUGGGUCACACCAUGGCUGCAAGAACAGACACGCAAGUGGACAUUUCAGAGACCAAUGUGAGAUUCAGAUCAUGUCCUCCGGGUGAAAGAACGUAUCAGGUGGUGAUGAUGACCAAUCCUGGUGACAUGCCCUUGAGCUACCAGAUCCUUCCGGCCGUGGAUGCCGCCAAAGUUGAAGAUGGGGGAAGCUUGGACUUGGGCGAUGAGGCACCCUUCCGUGCUUGGCCCACACAGGGCAUUAUUCUCCCGCACCAGUUCCACCUCAUCGUUUUGGAGUUUGCGCCAACAGUGGCCAGAAAUGAUGUGCCCUACGUGGCCAACUUCCAAGUGGUGGCUGACUAUUUUGACAGCCAACCGAAGAUGAUCCGUGUUUCUGGCCGCGUUCCAGACUUAGCCUUCAAAGGGAGACGCCAUUCUGAAGAAAG